This is a messenger RNA of Dendronephthya gigantea, 2497 nucleotides long. RefSeq names its product transmembrane 9 superfamily member 4-like. The record is from RefSeq and is a predicted model, not a curated record. NCBI's taxonomy places the organism in Eukaryota, Metazoa, Cnidaria, Anthozoa, Malacalcyonacea, Nephtheidae. Bases 25 to 1908 code for a protein of 627 amino acids. Gene Ontology annotation, cellular component: membrane. The transcript is spliced from 22 exons. Gene Ontology annotation, biological process: protein localization to membrane.
GUCGUAUUGCGAGAAGUCUUCAAGAUGGCUGAUUAUAAACAUCGAUAUUUUCUGCGGAGUUUAAUAUGCUGGUGUUGGUUGUUAUUGAUGGAAACCAGGGCAUUUUAUUUGCCGGGAAUCGCUCCAAUCGACUACGAAAAAGGGAGCAUAUUGGACGUGAAGGCUGUGAAGAUGACAAGCAUAAAAACACAGCUGCCUUACGAUUAUUAUUCAUUACCAUUCUGUGCACCAGAGAAAAAACAGUAUAUUCCAGAAAAUCUAGGCGAAGUGUUAAGAGGAGAUCGAAUUGUGAACACCCCUUACAAGGUGAAAAUGAUGCUGAACAGAUCAUGCACAAUUCUUUGUGAGAAAGUUUGGUCUCAGGAGGAAUCUGAUACUGUGGCUAAGAGAAUCAAGGAAGAUUACUCUGUUCAUAUGCUGAUUGAUAACCUUCCUAUUGCUACAAAAUUCAGAACUUUAGAUAACACCAAUCUGGUCCAAUACGAACAUGGCUUUAAACUUGGCUAUGAAAAAGAUGGAAAAAUUUACAUCAAUAAUCUUCUUCAUAUGAUAAUCAAGUAUCACACGGACGACAAUGAAUCAUUCCGUGUGGUCGGGUUUGAAGCUCAACCUAUGAGCAUUGGAAAUAUAGAAACAAAAACAGUUGAGAAAGAUAUUACUGAAGCUCUAUGUACCUACAAAUUAAACAGUCAAGAAGUUAAACAGAAAGGAGGAAAUACCAUUCGUUUUGCCUACGUCGUGACUUGGGAGCCAAGUGCCAUUGUCUGGGCGUCUCGAUGGGACACAUAUCUUGCAAUGAGCGACGUACAAAUCCAUUGGUUCUCAAUCGUCAACUCUGUCGUUAUUGCAAUAUUCCUCUCGGGUAUCGUCUCCAUGAUUCUUAUACGAACUCUUCGCCGUGACAUUGCUAAGUACAACCAAGAAGAUGAAAUGGACGACACAAUUGAAGAAAGUGGUUGGAAGUUAGUCCACGGCGAUGUCUUCCGUCCUCCAAGAUUCCGUCUUCUUCUAACAGCGUGUGUUGGUUCUGGAGUUCAGCUUUUUGCCAUGGUUUUGAUUACAUUGGUCGUUGCAAUGUUUGGCAUGCUCUCGCCUGCGAGCCGCGGAAGUCUUUUAUCAGCGGUCGUAUUCCUCUUUGUCUUCAUGGGAAUGUUUGCUGGAUAUUUCUCGGCCCGUCUUUAUAAAACGUUGAACGGUCAAAAAUGGAAGCGAGCUGCCCUGGUCACCGGAACUUUGUACCCCGGGGUUAUCGCAAGUCUGGUGUUCAUUUUGAACUUUUUCAUUUGGGGAAAACAUUCUUCUGGAGCGCUUCCAUUCACGACAAUGCUGGCUCUUCUUCUGCUUUGGUUUGGUAUUUCCCUACCCCUGGUAUUCCUAGGAUAUUACUUUGGCUAUAGAAAAUAUCCAUACGAACAUCCUGUACGAACAAACCAAAUACCACGACAAGUCCCCGAGCAAGUUUGGUAUGUCCAUCCUAUACCCAGCAAUCUUAUGGCGGGAAUUCUACCAUUUGGAGCAGUUUUUAUUGAGCUGUUCUUUAUUUUAACGGCAAUCUGGGAAAAUCAAUUCUAUUAUUUGUUCGGCUUUCUAUUUCUUGUUUUUAUUAUUCUCGCAAUGUGCUGUUCUCUCAUCGCCGUCGUAGUUACUUAUUUCCAACUUUGUGCUGAGGAUUAUCACUGGUGGUGGAGGUCGUUUCUCACUUCCUCAUCCUGUUCAUUUUAUGUUCUUGUUUAUGCCAUAUUUUACUACGUCAAUAAGCUUGAGAUCGUGAGUUUCGUCUCUGGCCUGAUAUACUUCGUGUAUACUCUGAUGAUGGUGUUUACGUUUUGGCUUCUGACUGGCACAAUCGGUUUUUAUGCGACCUACUACUUCGUUAGAAAAAUAUACGGCGCUGUGAAAAUCGAUUGAAAUGACACGAAUAUAAGCGAGCAAUAACAUUUGUGAAUAAUAACUAAACCAGGGCAGACUAUUUCGCUUUAAAUAGGUUGAAAACAUGUAGUUUGGGACUGCUUAUGACUUGUAGCAGAGCCCUGAAUGCUUCCAGCCUCGUUAGCUCAAGUUGAGGAAAAGAUUUGAAGAGGCUGGGACCGCUUGGGUCUAUUAAAUGGCUGUCCAGUGAUGGGGAUUUUUUUUCAAUUUUUUUUAAAAUUCUUGCGCCGCUUUCCGUGCAGUAACUGUAAUCAUAUGUGUUUGCAUGUUUUUAUAUUUCUUCGGUGAGGUUUUCAACGCGGGAUUUUUCAUCUUAAAUUGUCAGGAAACUAGCUCGCUCGAAAGCCCGUGCAUGAGUAAAACUUUGGCGAAUAUAAGGUCUUAACAAAAUAGCAAUUAUAUUAAUGUAAUGUUUAUCAUAUUUAAGAAACCCUCCAGGUGAUAUUAAUAUUUUUAUGCAUUGCCCACUCGCGUUGUUUCUGUCGAAACAGGCGUGAAGGGUUUCAUGCUUAAUUCUCGUUAAUUAUUCGAUUAAAACAGUUGAAAUCGCUUCCUGAGACGACAUUUU